AUGCCAGCACGCGACAUCAGCAACCAACUAGUGGUGUUCGGGCGCAGAAACUGCCGCGAGUUUUCCGAUUUGUUGAAGACGCUCAACUUCAACGACCCGAGUUCACAGGACGUCACCUUCUGGUUCAAGAACAGCGGCGCGAAGCUGUACAACAACGACCGGCACUCGAAUCAGAUUGAAAUCUACCUGAUGCACGACUCAUUCGAAAAAUACGAGCUAAAAGCUGACGAUAUUGCGGUCUCGGUUCGGUUGCAGAGUGUGCUGGACUGCCUAUUUGUUCUUGAUGGCGCCACCUCGUGCUUUGAAAUUCACUACGAAUCGGUGGGCGCACCUCUGAAAAUCUACACCGAAGACGACGGGGUGGUUCUGGAGGCGACGAUACCAACGACAGAAGUAAACCUGGAUAACCUCGACUUCGAAUUCACGAACGAUUUGGUGCAUGACGCGACAAAAAUCACGAUAAAGUUCAGCCCGGAUCGUAUCGUGUUUUGCGGGAUCAUCGGCGACAUGGGCGAGUCUUACACGGAAUUCCCGCGUGGAUCCGACGAGCUGGAAAGUUAUACCUGUGAGGACCACGGAGCGUUCAGCUAUACGCCGAAAAUCCUGAAGCGCCUCAUCCCCUCGCUUGCCAUUACGACCGGGGCUCAGCUAAAAAUUGACGAGCGCGGCAAUCUGAGCGUGCGAAGUCAAGUGCACCUGGUCGAUGCGCCAGAAAAACCCUUCGUCGAUUUCAAGUGCGUGCCGAUGACCGUCUACGACGACGAGCCAGAG
Messenger RNA from Mesorhabditis spiculigera, 771 nucleotides. The record is from the annotation of a GenBank genome assembly. NCBI's taxonomy places the organism in Eukaryota, Metazoa, Nematoda, Chromadorea, Rhabditida, Rhabditidae.